Messenger RNA from Pocillopora damicornis (cauliflower coral), 504 nucleotides. Its product is annotated as DNA-directed RNA polymerase III subunit RPC10. Lineage: Eukaryota; Metazoa; Cnidaria; Anthozoa; Scleractinia; Pocilloporidae. The record is from RefSeq and is a predicted model, not a curated record. Gene Ontology annotation, molecular function: nucleic acid binding; zinc ion binding. Gene Ontology annotation, cellular component: RNA polymerase III complex. Gene Ontology annotation, biological process: termination of RNA polymerase III transcription; regulation of DNA-templated transcription; DNA-templated transcription.
UUGAAAAAGGAUGCAAAAUGCUUUUAUUUUGCCCAACUUGUUCGAAUGUUUUGACUGUAGAGGAAGGAACUGGGCCAUCCUCGUAUAGGUUUGCUUGUCAAACGUGUCCUUAUGUUUACAACAUCACAAAAAAGAUAUCAAGUAAAAAAUAUCCAAAAUUGAAAGAGGUUGAUGAUGUAUUAGGUGGAAAGGAAGCCUGGGAAAAUGUGGACUCAACAGAAGAGCGCUGCCCCAAGUGUGAACAUGACAGAGCCUACUUCAUGCAGAUUCAGACUCGGUCAGCAGAUGAACCCAUGACCACAUUCUACAAAUGUUGCAAAUGUGGUCAUCGCUGGAGGGAAUAACACUGGAUAUAAUUUUCAGAAGAAAAACUAUUUUCCAAGUCUGAUUAAAUCAAUAAGGAAAAACCAUUCCACUCCCAGGGGUGACUGCAGUGUGCUCUCAGAAAAAAAAAGAAUUUAGCAAGAAAGUGAGCUGACAUAAAAUUGAUAGUAUUUUGCUGAC